AUGCGAGAACCCCGAGAUGGAAGCUCGGGUGCUGGUACGAGCAACAUAGGUCAAUACUAUAGGUCCAUGACCCUUACUGAUUUCCUCAAAAGUGGUCCACCCCGGUUUAAUGAAAAUGCCAAUGCGUUAGAGGCUAAUCGAUGGUUUCGAGAUGUCAAGAGAUUCUUAUACACUCAGCACAUACCAGAAGUACAGUCGAUUGAAAUAGUGACUUACAUGUUGAAGGGAGAUGCUCAGGAAUGGUGGCAGAAGUUAUAUCACACCUUGCAGAUGGAGCUAACAGAUAUUCCUUGGAGUAGAUUCAAGAUGGAAUUCUACGGGAAAUAUUUCUUACAUACAAUUCGCAUUGCAAAAGAAUUGAAGUUAAUGCAACUGAAGCAAGAAAAUAUAUCUGCUGCUGACUAUACUCGUGAAUUUGAUAACUUGUGUCAUCUCUCAAGAUUUUGUCAAGGCAAUCCAGCCAACAAUGAGGCGUGGAAGUGUGUUCAGUAUGAGAAAGGGCUUAGAAGAGACAUCUUCAACUGCGUGAGCCCGCAAAGGUUAACGAACUUCCCUGAAUUGGUUAUGAAAAGUCAAUUCACAAAACGUUACUCCAUGAAGUCAGCAAUGUUACAGGAAGGUUAUGGAGAGAUUACUCCAUAUGAGCCGCAUAGAGCCAGACUAGGCAUAUGUUACAGGUGCGGGAAGCCAGGGCAUAUAGCUCAAGACUGUCCACACAAGAAACGCCGGGAUGCAGUCGAAUCCGAUCUUCAGACCCGAGGAUACGAUGGAAGCCUUCGAGCCAUGGAAAGAAGAUUGAUCCUUAUGCCAACGCUUGUAUUACUUAAGUCUAAUGGACCAUUUAAGAAAUUAAUACGAUGCAUUAUUGGAGGACUUAAGAAGCGUGCUGAUGCGACAUCAUGA
Molecule: messenger RNA, 903 nt
Organism: Arachis duranensis
Lineage: Eukaryota; Viridiplantae; Streptophyta; Magnoliopsida; Fabales; Fabaceae
Exons: 2
Coding region: 1-903 (300 amino acids)
Molecular function (GO): zinc ion binding; nucleic acid binding
Source: RefSeq, a predicted model, not a curated record